ACCGCCGAACUCCCCAACGCCGCCGCCGCCGUCAGCCGCAAAUUGUAGCGUAUCCUCCCCCCUUCUUCUCCCCCCAGUCGGGCGCGGCGCUGACGAAGCUCGAGCGGGGAUGAAGGCCGGGAGGAAGAACCUGCAGCGCGCGUGCCAGGACGGCUCCGCCGUCACGCUCGCGGAGGGCGAGAGCAUCAUGCAGGUCGUCACGCUGCGCGGCUCCAAUCUCAUCGAGGUCACGGACGGCGAGGGCGUCAAGUCCCUGGCCCUGUUCCCGGCCAAGUUCCAGAAGAGCUUCUGGAUCAAGAACGGGAAUUUCGUGGUUGUGGAUGCUAGUGGGAGGGACGAGGCUCUCGAGUCAGGAAGCAAGAUAGGGUGCGUCGUGUCGCGGGUCCUCUUUCAUGAACAAGUUCGUGCUCUCGAAAAAUCCGGUGAAUGGCCAGCUAUCUUCAAGUCAGCUUCCAACAGUUGGGCGCCAGGAGCAGAAGGAACAAAGUCGCAGGUUGAGAAAGAGCAGAACUCUGAUGAAGAUGACGAUGAUCUGCCACCACUCGAGGCGAACACAAACAGAAAUAGAACGUUUGACGUGCAGUCUGAUACAGAAAGUGAUUCUGAUUCUUAAACUGUUAGAGACAAUAAUAGGCAUGGAUGCUGUGAUAUCUAUGUAUGACCCAAAUCACCAAGGAAACCCUGUGACUGUUUUCCGAACAACUAGCUCUGGGUUACCAUCAACUUGUAAUAGCAAUGAUGUUCCCAGGACAUGAAGCUCUGGUUUCCUGAUGUAUUUAUGCACAAUUUUGGGCACGGCUUCAAACAUUGGCCAAUCUGUCGGGGCAUUCUGUGAACUUUUUUGACCUUAACGGAACAUGAAGCUUGCCACUUGUACUAUUA
Molecule: messenger RNA, 882 nt
Organism: Lolium rigidum
Lineage: Eukaryota; Viridiplantae; Streptophyta; Magnoliopsida; Poales; Poaceae
Product: probable RNA-binding protein EIF1AD
Exons: 4
Coding region: 110-613 (167 amino acids)
Biological process (GO): translational initiation
Cellular component (GO): nucleus
Molecular function (GO): RNA binding; translation initiation factor activity
Source: RefSeq, a predicted model, not a curated record